Messenger RNA from Cercospora beticola, 450 nucleotides. RefSeq names its product la-related family protein. Gene Ontology annotation, biological process: RNA processing. The record is from RefSeq and is a predicted model, not a curated record. Gene Ontology annotation, cellular component: nucleus; ribonucleoprotein complex. Gene Ontology annotation, molecular function: RNA binding. NCBI's taxonomy places the organism in Eukaryota, Fungi, Ascomycota, Dothideomycetes, Mycosphaerellales, Mycosphaerellaceae.
AUGGAAGAGAAGCCCAAGUUUAACGACAAGGACUUGAUCUACAAGAGCAAGCAAGCCUACAUCGAGGAGAAGACAGAAGCCAUCAACAAUGGCACUGUCAAGCCACGCUCUCCUACUCGCUCCGGCUUCCGUGGUGGCCGUGGAGGCAACAAUGGGUCGAAGAGAAAGCGCUACAACGACGACGACGCAGACGAGGAUGUCGAAGACCGCGACAACUGGCGCGAGCGACGCGACAAGUUCCAGAAGGACGGUCGUGGCCGCGGCCGUGGACGCGGUCGGAACGAUCGUCGUGGCGGACGCGAUCGCAGCGCCAGUCGCUCCGCAUCUCGCAGCCGCAGCCCUGUCUUGAAGAAAGAAAUCAAGUCGGAGAAGGACGCGGACGAAAAUGUGCAGACGGGAGCUGAAGCCAAGGAGGCUGUGGAGACGGAGGCUGUGAAGACGGAGGCUUAG